AUGUCUCUUAGAAAAGUACUUUCUCUAACAAGAACUGCGUGUUGUAACAUAACUAAUUUACAUUCAAAAAAUUAUUUAAGGCAAAACGUAUGGCUGCUAACUGUUAACGCACCAAAAUUUUACACAACACAAGAUAUAGAUAAAAAAGAUCCUGAGAAGACUGAUAUUUUAGGGCGAUUCUUCCCACAAAGUCCUCUCACUACAGAAGAUGCACAGGCUAUCAAGAAGGAACAGGAGAAAUUUGAACGGGAGAAUAAAGAAAAGACAGAAGAAAAUGAGAAAAGUUGGAGACGAAUGAAGAUGGGUUUUGCGGUAUUUGGUGGAGCCAUGACGGUGAUGGGUGGCUGCAUGGUGGUGGAAAUGGGUGCUCCACGCCGCGGUGAUGAUGGCGAAAUCAUAGAGGACGAGUUCUCACAUAUGCCCGUCGUCCUCCAGUAUCUACGGCGCACGUGGAAAGAGCUCACUUUUUAUGAAAAGAUGAUAAAGGAGCCUUCCCGCGAGAAGUUACUGCCCGACCCGCUCCCACCGCCGUAUCAGCCCACUUACACACUGGUGCUGGAGUUUACUGAUGUGCUCGUCCAUCCUGACUGGUCCUACCAGACUGGCUGGAGGUUCAAGAAACGUCCAGGAGUCGACCAGUUUCUACAGACUGUCGCCAGUUCCAACUACGAGGUGGUGAUCUUUACCUCGGAGAAUGCUUUCAUGAUAUGGCCAGUGCUGGAUAAGUUAGAUCCGGAGAACAAGUUCAUCACAUACAGGCUGUUCAGAGACUCCACACACUUCAUUGAUGGAGUACAUGUCAAGAACCUUGAGGGACUUAAUCGUGAUCUGUCUAAGGUAAUAGUAAUUGACUGGAACAAAGCCGCUACCAAGUUCCACCCACAGAACUCCCUCAUUCUGAAGAAAUGGAAAGGGGCUGAUGAUGAUACUGCCCUCCUCGACCUUGCCAACUUGCUACAAACGAUAGCCAUGUCCGACGUAAUUGACGUGCGUGAAGUGCUGACGUACUACAGUCAGUUCGAUGACCCCAUCGCUGCCUUCCGCGAGAACCAGCGCAAGUUGAUGGAACAGCUGGAGGAGAAGGAACGCGAGAACAAAGGACCUGACCAGCCACUCACUAGAAGCUGGUUAAGGACCUUCACCAGGCGCUAA
Spodoptera littoralis (African cotton leafworm) is the source of this 1152-nucleotide messenger RNA. Lineage: Eukaryota; Metazoa; Arthropoda; Insecta; Lepidoptera; Noctuidae. The record is from the annotation of a GenBank genome assembly.